Molecule: messenger RNA, 1494 nt
Organism: Suillus discolor
Lineage: Eukaryota; Fungi; Basidiomycota; Agaricomycetes; Boletales; Suillaceae
Product: DNA-directed RNA polymerase II, subunit 3
Exons: 7
Coding region: 187-1437 (416 amino acids)
Biological process (GO): DNA-templated transcription
Cellular component (GO): RNA polymerase II, core complex
Molecular function (GO): protein dimerization activity; DNA-directed RNA polymerase activity; DNA binding
Source: RefSeq, a predicted model, not a curated record
GCAGAGGAUCGUAGCGAAGCUUUAAGCCUUUAAGCAUCUGCUAGUAGUAGUAGUAAUCUGCUUAUCAUUGGUUGUUGGGUGCACGGGGUCCUCUUUACACCGAGCAUUGGGUUUUACUCAGAUGCCGCUUACCUCCAAACCACGACUGUAAUACUUGAUUGAAGUCCUUCCAUUCUACAACUAGUCAUGCAGACAUAUGAGGACAACGAGCCUAUUGUUCGAAUACGCGAUUACAAGCCAGACCGAGUGGAUUUUGUACUUGAGAAUGUCGACCUCGGAUUCGCAAAUUCUUUUCGACGUGUAGUACAGGCAGACAUACCAACCAUCGCGGUCGACAUGGUUGAGGUAGAAGCAAAUACAACAGUGCUACCCGAUGAAUUCAUAGCACAUCGCAUUGGAAUGGUCCCGUUGGUGAGCGCAAACUGCGAUGAAGGCAUAAGAUACACUCGAGACUGCCUGUGUUUGUCUGGUUGUCAGUAUUGCUCAAUAGAGCUAAGACUGGACGUCUCGUGUAAUGAUAAUCGCACAAUGGACGUCACGAGCAAUCAUCUUGAGGUCAUACCGCCCACCUAUACUGAUGGAGAAACUCCUGGCGACGAGCUCACGAAAAGGGGAGAGGAUUUCGGGCAACCAGUGGGGAAAAAUAAGGCUGACGUACCACCAGUCCUCAUUUGCAAGAUACGGAAGGGUCAAGAGCUCAAGUUACGAUGCGUCGCCAAAAAGGGUAUAGCAAAGGAGCACGCAAAGUGGUCACCAUGCUCAGCAGUCGCGUUUGAAUACGAUCCCUACAAUAAAUUGCGGCACACGACAUAUUGGCAUGAAACAGAUCCACGGACGGAGUGGCCCGUCGGUGAAAACGCGAAGGAAGAAGAGACUCCAAGAGACGACGAAGUUUUCGACUUCAAUGCGAAGCCAAGAAAAUUUUAUUUCGAUGUUGAGACGGACGGGAGUCUUGGGCCUCAGGAAGUGAUCAUGAAGGGUCUUGCGGAGUUACAGACAAAACUUGCAAAUCUAAUACUUGGUUUGAAGGAAGGAGUGGACCUGCCGACUGGCGGGGAUGGAGCGGAGGCUGGGGUGAAUGGUCAUGUCUCUGCUGGUGAUUGGGCGCACCAACCAGGUGGUGGCGGUUGGGGUCAGAAUGCCGCUUCUGGUGCUGGAUAUGCAAGUCCCGCUGGUGGUGGCGGCUGGAGCACUAGUGGCGGUAGCGGUGGGUGGGGCACUACUAGCCCAGCACCAAAUACUGGGGGAAAUACGGGUGCAUGGGCAACAAGUCCUGCGCAAAAUGCGGGAGGAGCUCCCAAUACUACUUGGGGGACGAGUCCAGCUCAAGCAUGGGGAGCUUCAAGUCCGAAUGCAGCAUCUGGGAGCGGUUGGGGGACGUCUACUCAACAGGGUUGGGGUAGCCCUACUCAACAAGCCAGUGGUUGGAACCUAUGAUGAGUGUUUACUUUACAUAUAGUUUUCAAUGGCACGCAUUUGAUUUGGACGGCCAUA